Chlamydomonas reinhardtii is the source of this 1499-nucleotide messenger RNA. RefSeq lists its product as uncharacterized. The coding region runs from base 328 to 807 and encodes 159 amino acids. The record is from RefSeq and is a predicted model, not a curated record. The transcript has 6 exons. NCBI's taxonomy places the organism in Eukaryota, Viridiplantae, Chlorophyta, Chlorophyceae, Chlamydomonadales, Chlamydomonadaceae.
CUGAUAUGUGUUUGACCUACAUAACACUCAAAAACGCAGAAACAGCGCGACAAGUCCUGAGAGUGACAACGUGUCAGUGUGUAAUACAAGUCCAAGCCUUGCAUGCCUUUGCCUUUGGCAUGUGGGCAUUUCAGUUAUGGACUAGAUUUCAGUACCUGAUUGAAGUACGUUCACAGCCAAGAGAUGGCGUUGACACAAUGAAAGCGGGGAAGAGUCGUUAAUGGGAAGCCCAGGGGCCCCCAUCGUAGCUGGCGUCGCUGAAUCAGGCGUGAUCUUGGACUACUGGCCAGCGGCUUCAGUAACCAGGGCGCACAACGGUGAUGUCAAAUGCGCCUGUGCGGGACCGUCUGGCUCUGUGUCCUUGCAGCAGCGCACAGCAUUUAUGCUGCUGAUAACAUCUCAGCGAACGCAAAUGCUGGUGCUUCGCCUUUCACUGCGGACAUCGUGGUUGACCCAACCUGCCUUUGGAAGGCGGAACGCUCUAUCGCAUCCGGAUGCGGUCUGGGCGACGAGGGCCGCCUGAGGGCCGAAACGGCGGCCCUGGUGCACGCCUGCGUCCAGUUUGCAGACGACCCAGUCCUGAGGCGGCUGCGUGUGAUUGCGGGCGUGGCGCGGCUGUACCCGGAGCUGCAACGCCUGUCCACUGAGUUCAGCGCUGCCACGGGGAUCCCAACCUACUUCAACUUCUCCAACGCCAUCGGCGGAAGCGGCCACAGGCACCAUGGCUCGACCUCAGCAGGGAUGCUGCAGUGCAUGCCAGUAAGAGCCUCUAGGCUGCUGCCAUCCACCAUGGAAAUUCCCUCAUAGUGCCCGUUGUUAGUGAAAGAGGACCCACGCUGAUAUGCGACAGAGGUGAUGUACCGCGCUGUUGUGGGCACGAUCUGCGCAAUGCAGACAUAGCCUCCACGAGCAGGCUGCCACACGAGAAUGACAGCCUCUAGCAGCUCCGCCAGGACCCCGAGCUCGUUGUCUGUGAUGUAGGUGGAGUCGAGAGCCAUCCAGUCCCGGUAAAGAGCAGAUGACGCAAGCUGGGGAGGCGUGGACCCAAAUGCCUUGUGCCCAAGCUCAAAAGCCUGAGCUGCCCCAGCCCUGUGCCAGAAAUCCCAGACUGGUGGAAGCGAGGCUGCAUUUGCCAGGGAGGAGCGCAGCAGGUGUCGAGCAGAGAUGCGUGAGGGAGCAUCCCAGCGUUUGCCAAGGCGGAACCCAAGCGCAUCCAGGCCGCAUGAACCAUUGGUGAUAGUGGAUGUGAUCUUCACAGAUGAAGCCUUGAUGAAAGCCAUCUGCAAGGCAGAUGGUCUUGUCAUGCAAAGGAAUCUAUGUAUUUGUUUUGCAGCUGAACCUCGCACGCAAAUGCGUAUCAAACUUCAAAUACCUGGUUGAUAAGUUACCUGAAUGUGCCAAGAUAAAUAUCUGAACAUGGUAGAAUACCAGGCAAAUAGCACUGCCCCAAACUUACUGCUAGUUUGUGAUGUCUGGCGCACUUGUAAGGCGCGCUUGAU